ACAGAUUUUUCAUUUGAGCCCGACUCCCGAGGGGAAACCGGUAUCGUCGACACCUACGCGUGAUCAGUGGAGCAAUCGGAUUCGGCUCAGACACGCACAAAGCUUCAUUCCCUAAAAGUUGGAACAAUUUAAUUGCUUUCAUAAAUACAAGAAUCCGCUAGUCUUGAAACCCCGACCCUGUAUGCUGUUUCAGUCUCGGCUCAUAGGCAGUCCUCAGUUGGGAAUACUCCGAGAAAGUCACACUUCCGCUUGAGAAAUCUAGCAAUGGCACCUCCGAUCCUUUCUUUGGCUCUGCCCUCCGAGACCGGUCGAGUUCUCAGUAUUCAAUCUCACACUGUUCAGGGAUAUGUUGGAAAUAAAUCAGCUGUCUUCCCUCUCCAAUUAUUGGGCUAUGAUGUGGAUCCAAUUAAUUCGGUGCAAUUCUCAAAUCACACAGGAUACCCAACUUUUAAGGGCCAAGUUUUGAAUGGACAACAGCUAUGUGAUUUGAUAGAAGGCCUUGAAGCGAAUAAUUUAUUAUACUAUACUCAUUUAUUAACAGGUUAUAUUGGUUCAGUUUCUUUUUUGACAACUGUAUUGGAAGUUGUCAGUAAGCUUCGUUCUAUAAACCCGAAAUUGACAUAUGUCUGUGAUCCAGUGAUGGGUGAUGAUGGAAAGCUCUAUGUCCCUUCAGAACUAGUAUCAGUAUAUCGUGAAAAGGUUGUUCCAGUGGCUUCAAUGUUAACUCCCAAUCAGUUUGAGGCUGAACAGUUGACUGGUUUCAGGAUUGGCUCUGAAAGAGAUGGCCGGGAAGCUUGUAACAUUCUUCAUGCUGCACGACCAUCGAAGGUUGUGAUUACAAGCAUAAAUAUAGAAGACAAUCUUCUCCUUAUUGGCAGUCAUCAGAAGGAAAAGGAUCAAUCUCCUGAGCAAUUUAAGAUCGUCAUUCCCAAAAUUCCUGCAUAUUUCACGGGAACGGGAGAUCUUACAACUGCUCUUCUACUUGGUUGGAGCAAUAAAUAUCCUGACAACCUUGACAAGGCAGCAGAGCUUGCGGUAUCAAGCUUGCAGUUGCAUUAUCAUUCAGGAAAAAGGAUCUAGAAUUGAUUUGAAAGAGGAUGAUAGUUAUGGGCUAAUGGUAAGAAGUCCUGAUGGAUUUGAUAGCUUCAAGUUUUCUGAUUGUGCUCCUUUGGGAUGUAUUCAAGUCCAGAUGCUUUCAUGAAGCUUGAUUUCCUUUUUAUGGUCCAUGGAGAGAAUGGAGGCAAUAAGGAAGAGCUAGGGAAGGGAGAGGACUUCUCUUUGGUAUUUAUUUUCUCUUGGCUAUAUAGUUUUUUAAUUGGGACGAUUGUGGCCAUGUUUUAAUAUUUCCUCUCUGGUGGUUACAAUCAUAAUUUCCAAAUAAAAUCCACAUGUCAUGCAAAUAAACUCAUGCAAGAGAUUUGGUCUUUUAGGCCUCGUUUGGUUAUGCAGUUCA
Juglans regia (Persian walnut) is the source of this 1453-nucleotide messenger RNA. RefSeq names its product pyridoxal kinase. Gene Ontology annotation, molecular function: pyridoxal kinase activity. NCBI's taxonomy places the organism in Eukaryota, Viridiplantae, Streptophyta, Magnoliopsida, Fagales, Juglandaceae. The transcript has 13 exons. Gene Ontology annotation, cellular component: cytosol. The record is from RefSeq and is a predicted model, not a curated record. The coding region runs from base 265 to 1080 and encodes 271 amino acids. Gene Ontology annotation, biological process: pyridoxal 5'-phosphate salvage.